UUUCUUUCAAUCAGACACCCUUUAUUUUUAUUUUUUUCACAAAAAUUGAGAAAAAGACAACGAAUUAAAGCAAAGCACCUUCAAUUCAUUUCCCUCUUUCUUCUACAGUUCUACUUCAUCUUCGUCUUUGUUCUACUCCCAACAUUCGAAAAAACAAAAAGGGUAUUUUUUGUAAUUUAUCUUUCCGACAAAUCCAACCAGAAAUUGUCAAAUCCCAAUUAAUUUUGAUUGGAAAAUUUGAAUUUUUUUGGGGUUUUGGUUGAUGGGUGUUACUUAAUUUCUGGGUUUGGAUCGGAAGAAAGAGAGGGGAAGAUGGAAGAAGAUAGGAUUGAAUGUGUGACGACGUCGUCUUCAGAAAGAUUGUAUGAAGCAGAGGUUAAUUACCCACAAAAUCAUAUUCAUAAUCACAAUCAAUCUUCAAAAUCAAGGAGGAAAUUAACAUCUCCUUUGAUUCCUUCAACCACUAAUAGCGUUGUUGAAAUCUUUGAAUGCCCAGUUUGUGCUCAUGCUAUGUACCCUCCUAUUCAUCAGUGCCAUAAUGGACACACACUUUGCUCAGAGUGUAAGGCAAGGGUUCACAACCGGUGCCCUACCUGUAGACAAGAGCUUGGGGAAAUAAGGUGUUUGGCAUUGGAGAAGGUGGCCGAGUCUCUCGAUAUUCCUUGCAAAUAUAGCUCAUAUGGUUGCCUAGAGACUUCUCCUUACUAUAUCAAACUCAAGCAUGAAGCCCUUUGUAAUUUUAGACCAUUCAGUUGUCCAUAUGCUGGUUAUGAAUGCUCUGUUGUUGGGGAUAUUCCUUUUCUUGUGUCCCACUUGAGGGAUGAUCAUAAAGUGGAUAUGCACUCCGGCUCUACAUUCAAUCAUCGCUAUGUUAAGGCUAAUCCCAUUGAAGUUGACAAUGCUACCUGGAUGUUAACAGUAUUCCAUUGUUUUGGUCAGUAUUUCUGCUUGCAUUUUGAAGCAUUCCAGCUUGGCAUGGCUCCGGUUUAUAUGGCAUUUCUCCGUUUCAUGGGUGAUGAAAACGAUGCUCGAAGGUACACAUAUAGCUUAGAAGUGGGUGGAUAUGGGAGAAAAUUGACAUGGGAGGGAACCCCACGAAGCAUUCGUGAUACGCACAGAAAGGUUAGAGACAGUCAUGAUGGACUCGUUAUUCAACGUAAAUUAGCACUUUUCUUCUCUGGUGGGGAUAAGAAAGAGCUAAAGCUUCGGAUAACUGGAAGAAUAUGGAAGGAACAAAAUCUUGAAUCUGCCGCGUGCAUAUCUAAUCUUUGCAGUUAAAUCAUCACUUCUCUACACUGUAAGUGCCUAUUUUGGGGUCAUAUUUCACAGGGCAAAUCAUGGAAAAAUACGUACAACACCAGUAGUGUUUAGAUGCUCUACAUAUAUCAAGGAUUAUGGUAAAAGGCUUAGUGAUUAUGGGAAGUGAUAAUGGUGAAAAGAUACGCAUAUUGUUGAAGAACGCGGUUUCUCCUGUUUUAUAGAUGUAUUUAUUUUGACAGUGGUUCCACAACUGUGAUCGAGUUGAACCAGCAGUGUACUAAAAGCUGUGUAAUUGUGAUACGGGAUCUAGAGGUGGCUGUGUAAACCCAAUGUAUUUUACUCUUGGUGAUGUAAAAUGAAGUUCUGUAACAUCUGGAAAUACUGAAUUGUACACGUUCUUUUUUGUUUCUGAAAGCCUACUUGCAACAAUUAGUUUA
Molecule: messenger RNA, 1697 nt
Organism: Spinacia oleracea (spinach)
Lineage: Eukaryota; Viridiplantae; Streptophyta; Magnoliopsida; Caryophyllales; Amaranthaceae
Product: E3 ubiquitin-protein ligase SINAT5
Exons: 3
Coding region: 313-1278 (321 amino acids)
Biological process (GO): multicellular organism development; ubiquitin-dependent protein catabolic process
Cellular component (GO): cytoplasm
Molecular function (GO): protein binding; ubiquitin protein ligase activity; zinc ion binding
Source: RefSeq, a predicted model, not a curated record